This is a messenger RNA of Tremella mesenterica DSM 1558, 1932 nucleotides long. RefSeq lists its product as uncharacterized. The coding region runs from base 1 to 1932 and encodes 643 amino acids. The transcript is spliced from 2 exons. Gene Ontology annotation, molecular function: DNA-binding transcription factor activity, RNA polymerase II-specific; zinc ion binding. Gene Ontology annotation, biological process: regulation of DNA-templated transcription. The record is from RefSeq and is a predicted model, not a curated record. NCBI's taxonomy places the organism in Eukaryota, Fungi, Basidiomycota, Tremellomycetes, Tremellales, Tremellaceae.
AUGUCGGAUCCCCAAGCUUGUUCGCCUCGAGCUGGAAACACCGACCCCUGGCCAUACUCUCCAGUGUCCGACUCGAAUCGGCCUUCUCCCACUGAACCGAACCGACCUCUUAACCCCAGUUGUGUAGAUUACAACGUUUGUCGUGAACCUGUCGAAAUGUUAAACGAACCCAAGUGGGAAGCACAAGCCGCCACUACUGACGACGACCGUUUGGCAGUACGAAUCAUCAAUGAACAAACCCCUAUACCACUCGUCUUUCCAUCUUCUUCUCAUUUCAUCCGAUCUUCUUUGACUUCCGACAUGUCGCUCUUAUCGGGUCCGAUAGCUCAACCAUACCUUUCCUCCCUCCCAUCCGCCUCUUACACCCCGGGACACGAUAUGACGUCUGCACUCGGGUUGAUGGUACCGGCGCCGACACAACAACCUCGUCAGGCUUCAAACACGCUUUGGUCUCAAUCUGACUCUUUUCCUUAUUUAACUCUCACUUCCAAUGAUCCCAUCGUUCUUCACAACUUGGAUCCUUACGUUUUCGAUACCUCCCAUCACGGAUCACACGAGAUGAAACCCACACUUCAACCCGGUCUCUUUGAUCGUAUGUUAGAGUCACAAAGACAAGCCAAGAAAUCUUCACAGAGUUCCUCCACCCAAUCUCCACCAAACAACCCAGAACCGACGAUCAAUUAUCCAUCGAUGGUGCACGGAGGUGGAGGAUUUGGUAUGCCAAUCAACACGAGUCCCCCUGUCAGCCAACCCCCCGCGCGAUCACCCUUGAGAGUCAAUCUUCCUGAUGGAUUUGAUAGCACGCAGAGGGGAUCGGGUUCAGGAAGUGGGAAAGGGAAAGAAAUGAAGCAACGAACGAGGAUUCCGGAAGCUUGUGUGGGAUGUAGGAAAAGGAAAUGCAAGUGUCAAGGAGGCAAUCCCUGUACCCGAUGUCAACUCAAGAACAUUCCAUGUGUUUUCGAUCGACGUGCAGGUUCCACCUUACAUUCAAGUUCCAUCUCACCCAGUUCUUCCAAUAAACAAUAUCGAGAUGUUCAUAGUCCUUCUUCUCCCUUAGGUCAAUCUUAUUCCGGUCCAUCCAUGUUUGAUUCCUGGAUCUCUUCGGAUCCUUCGGCUUCCAACGUCGAUUCUCCAACAGGUUCGAAUUCCGGUUCUGAAGUUUCUGGUGAAGUGAAUCAAAAUCGAAAUGAAGACCCUCUAAUAUCAUUCGGUAAUCAUAUUCCCAAUCCUAUGACAUAUUGGAAUCAACCCAGUAGUUCUACCUCAAACACAAAUGCAAACACUACCAACACCAACCCUAAUCUAAAUCCUAAUCCUCAAUUAUUCUCUUUCGAAUCUUUUUCUCAAUAUUUUGGACCUGGAGGACCUGGAUACACAGGACAAUCGACAGGAAUGGGAAUGGGGAUCGGUUCAUCUUCAACUACCAACACUAAUCCCAAUACAUCUUUAUCACCAUCAAAUACAAAUACUUCUUCAUUCCCUUCACCAAAUAUGACACCAUGGGGUGCUAUACCAUAUCAAUCUUUUCCACAAUAUAUGAAUCCAUCUCAAUUACCUUUAACUCCAUAUACACCUUUUUCAAAUUUUAAUCCUUCUCCAUUACCAUCAACUUCAACAUUUCCUCAACAUCCAGCUUUCGCUUCCACAUCAACUUGUCAACCUCCAAAUUUCGCAUCAUCUUCAUCUUCUCUUUCCAAUCAACCAUCUCCUCAGAGUUUCUUACAACACCAAAUGUAUCAAUCAAUCCCUAAUCCAUACACAUCAACAUCUUUCAAUCAACCACAAGCAGAAUCAAGUAAUACGGACGUGUCACAGAUGUACGGAGGAAAUUGGGUUUCUCCAAAUAGACAAGAGGAUAAAAAAGAAACAAAACCUUUAUAUCAGGAUUGGAAAGAUUAUGCUGUACCAGUUUCCAAACGACCUUGGUCAUGA